UUCAGAUUGAGAAUCUGAUAUGAACCCUAAUUCCAAUUCUAAACUGAAUCUCUGAUUCCCCAAUUAAUUUCUGCAUGAAACCAAUUGCAGGCAGCCCAGAAUUUUCUUCAUUUCCAGUUUUCUUGGUUUGGAUGAAGUCUGCACAUGAUCCAUGGAAAGGGGAGACAACAAGUGAGAAGGAAAAAAAGCACAAAAUUCUUGGAUGUUUCGAUUAACAUUUCAUAUUUCCAUGAUUUAUGCUGAAAAUUGGAGUAUUGGAAGGAUUUGAUCAAAGGGGAGAUAAAGUACGGCGUCUGGUUGAGAGGGCUUUUGACGAUGUCUAAUCUAUAUAGUGGGGAUUUCAAUCAGAAGAUUGAUUAUGUGUUUAAGGUUGUUUUGAUUGGAGAUUCGGCGGUCGGGAAAUCCCAAUUGCUUGCUAGGUUUGCAAGGAACGAAUUCAGUCUGGAGUCGAAGGCGACCAUUGGGGUUGAGUUCCAGACGAAGACUCUUAUCAUUGAUCAAAAGACUGUCAAGGCACAGAUUUGGGAUACUGCUGGUCAAGAAAGGUAUCGGGCUGUAACAAGUGCUUAUUAUCGAGGUGCAGUUGGUGCAAUGUUGGUUUAUGAUAUGUCAAAACGCCAAUCUUUUGAUCACAUGGCCAGGUGGCUCGAGGAACUCAGAGGGCACGCCGAUAAGAACAUUGUUAUAAUGCUCAUCGGGAACAAAUGCGAUUUAGGAACUCUUCGGGCCGUCCCAACAGAAGAUGCCCAGGAAUUUGCCGAAAGAGAAAAUUUGUACUUUAUGGAGACAUCAGCGCUAGAGGCAACAAAUGUUGAGAGCGCAUUCCUGACUGUUCUAACGGAAAUCUAUCGGAUCUUGAGCAAGAAGUCUCUGGCCAACAAUGGUGGCUCAGACUAUGGGAAAUCGGGAUCUCUCAAGGGUACUGCUAUCAUUGUUUCUAAUCAUGAGGAUCCCAGAGCCAGUAAGGGAGGCUGCUGUAGGACCUCAUGAUCCUUGUUUUCUUCAUGGUUCUUUAACUUUUUUCCCCCUCUCCGAUCCUCCACAUGGAACACCCACCCAUUUUG
Messenger RNA from Sesamum indicum (sesame), 1064 nucleotides. Its product is annotated as ras-related protein RABA4d. Lineage: Eukaryota; Viridiplantae; Streptophyta; Magnoliopsida; Lamiales; Pedaliaceae. Gene Ontology annotation, molecular function: GTP binding; GTPase activity. The record is from RefSeq and is a predicted model, not a curated record.